Messenger RNA from Hirsutella rhossiliensis, 1020 nucleotides. RefSeq names its product P-loop containing nucleoside triphosphate hydrolase. The transcript has a single exon. The record is from RefSeq and is a predicted model, not a curated record. The coding region runs from base 1 to 1020 and encodes 339 amino acids. NCBI's taxonomy places the organism in Eukaryota, Fungi, Ascomycota, Sordariomycetes, Hypocreales, Ophiocordycipitaceae.
AUGUCCACCCAUGCAGCUUCGCCGCCGUUGCGGCACUAUCUCCUUUCUUAUCCCAGGACUGCAUCCAACCUCGUCGUCAAGAUUCUCCACCUCGACUCGCAGCCCAGCGUCUCGUCUGGUGAGCUCGAUGGCGGCUACUUCUUCAUGCGCGCUGACGAUAUGCUCAUCGAGCCACACUUCCGGACCAAAUCUGUCGCCGACUGGACCUCCGAGGAGAGGAGCCAGGUGCAAAAGUGUUACCAGGGGUGCUUUGACGACAUGCGAACAUGGCUGGAUUCCCAGCACGCCCGCGGCCAGUGUGUUUUUGUCAAGGAGCACACCACCUUUCUCGCCAGGCCAGAGGAACGUAGCCGUCUGGUGCUUGGAACUGGCAUCCAUGGCGCGCCAUUGACGGUCGAGGACACGGCUGGCUCGACCUGGUCUGACCAAAAUUUCACCGUGUUGCCCGACGAGUUUCUCCAGACGUGGCUGCCGACUUUUCUCAUCAGGCACCCGGCUUUGGCGUUUCCGUCCUAUUAUCGGACCAUCGUCAAGAUGCGAGGUAACGAGGGAGCUGCGGCGGAUGAUUACGCAUCCUUCAUGACGUCGGUACAGUGGUCUCGCCAACUCCAUGACUUGUAUCUUCAAUGGCGGGACAAGCUGCCCUGCUCCGCCGACAAGAGAGACGUCUGGCCAAUUGUACUAGACGCAGACGACGUCAUAUCCAGCCCAGACACAAUGACGCUGUAUUGCCACAUGCUCGACAUGGAUCCGGCGAAACUACGAUUCACCUGGGACGAGCUCAAACAGAACCAUUUGUUGCACAUGGCUCCGUGUCAGCAGGUUAUGCGGUCUACCCUGCUCCAAUCUACCGGUGUUAUCAAAGCCAAGGCACAGAGCGAGAUUGAUAUUGCCGACGAGGCAGAGAAAUGGAAGACUGAAUUCGGAGCAGGUGCAGCUCAGCGUAUUGCCAAGAUGGUGCGCGAGGCCAUGCCAGAUUACGAAUAUCUGAGAGCGAAACGGCUGCGAGCAGAUGCAUGA